AUGAAUAUGGAUAAUUCAUUUGUUAAUAUUGUUGAUCUAUCUAAUGAAAUGUUGUUUUAUAUUUUCAAAAAACUUAAUAAUUUUGAUGUUUUAUAUUCAAUGGUGGGUGUUAAUGAAAAACUUGAUAAUGUUGCAUGUGAUAGAACAUUCACUCAAUCUAUUGAUUUAACAAGCAUAUCAUCAAAUGAAAAAGACAAUUCAAAAACUAAUGCAAUACUUGAUCGAUUUUGUUUGCACAUAUUACCUCGAAUUCAUGAUAAUAUUGAAUGUCUUACUGUUGAUGCAUGCUUUCUGAAACGUAUUCUAUAUGAAGAUUGUCCAUUUAUUCUCAACUUCAGAUACCAAAUAUCCGAAUUGAUUAUAACAAUUGAUUAUGAAGUUCUAAAUGUAUCAAUGCUGAAUUUACUCAUUGAUAUUUAUCAUCGUAUUUUUCUCUUAUUAUCAAAUCUAAAUACAUGUCUUUCCUCGAGUAUUACUAAUUUACGUAUCAAAUUACACAAUUUUGAUGAUUGUCUUUGUCUACUUGAUGGUCGUCUUAAUCAAUUACAUACAUUUAUUGUUAAACUUGAAUAUAUACAUGAUCCAUCAUUGCUUAGACGUACUCCAUCAGAAAUCAUACAUAAUUCGUCGAUAUUAUUAAAUAAUACGAAAAAUCUGGUUAAACUGAAAUGUUUUUCGUUAUUUGUAUAUCUUGCAACAAGUGAAUUUGAUAAUCUAGUUGCCCCACUUCUUCGUCGAAUGUUACAUUUGGAAAAACUAACAUUAUCUCUUCGUCUUAGUCAACGAACGUCAUUCAUUGAUGGUACUCAUUUGGAGAAUUCUUUUCUUAGACAAUUAUCAAAUUUACAUACGUUGAUAUUCGAUAUUGUUACCGAACAUGUCAACAUAAAUGGACAAACUGAUAUUGAUUAUACAAUAGAUUUCAGUGAUAAAGAAUUCAUUCCAUUAUACUAUACCACUUGA
Messenger RNA from Rotaria sordida, 963 nucleotides. The record is from the annotation of a GenBank genome assembly. NCBI's taxonomy places the organism in Eukaryota, Metazoa, Rotifera, Eurotatoria, Philodinida, Philodinidae.